AUGGCAGACACUACUAGUUCCCCCAAUUUUUCUGUCGAUGACCUCAAAAAACAUGCAAUGAAGGUUUUCAAGGAUGCAACCAAAGGCUAUGAGCGCGUCUAUUAUAAAUUUCUCAUGAUUCACAACUAUGACGACCUUAACGAAUAUGCAAUUUCGGUGUUCGAUGCUCUGGUAAUUGACAACUUUUUUACUGAGCAAGCCAGAGAGCUUUUUAAGCCUCGCUCAGGGUUGCCUGUACUACCGGACGUGGCCAUCCUCACUAUGGUCAUGAUCACCUAUGCCAGUUCCGGCAACACCAACGCUGCUCUAAUGGUCUACAAGCAAAUGUUAGCCACUGAUGUUACCCCCACCUCUUUGACCUACGCUGCACUCAUCACUGCACUUACAACAGACUCAUCUUCUGAUUUCAAAUAUGUUGGGUAUGCCAAGAAGUAUUUUUUGGAAAUGUUGGAUAGGGGGAUAAAGCCCCAUUCUAGCUCUUACAUAUCCGUGUUCCAAGCCAUUGCAGCCCGGGAGUCGGUCGAGAAGGCCAGCGAGUUCCUUAAGCAGAUAAAAGCAAAGGGGUUCAUCCCCGAGUCAAAUGUUCCUUGCUUUGAAGAAGACAACCUCACAGAAUCAAUGAAUGCACUGAACUGGCAUGGAGAUCUCAUCAACAAUACCAGUGACAAGCAGAUGAAAAAAGUCUUCAGUAAGUGGAACCAAAGCUACCUUAAGAAACAGUCGAAGAAAAUGUGCGAUGCUUUGUUAAAGGAUGGCUAUAGAGAAGAGUACAUAGAGUUCUAUAAGCGCAACUAUGCAACUGGCAUACUUCCAAUGGUGGCACUCUACACCAGCGUUAUUGAAGCCUACCUUGAGCGUGGCAAGACCAAGGGUGCUCUAGAGGCGUACCAGCGAAUGUUAGCUACUGGGGUUGCCCCAAACUCCGACACUUACACUGUUUUAAUCAAGGGACUCUCUGCUGACCCCAACUUCGUCAGAGAUGCCAAGAAGUGCUUGCUUGAGAUGAUGGAGAGGGGGAUGAGGCCCAAUGCUGCAACCUACACUGCUGUGAUAGAGAGCUUUGCAAAGCAGGAGGACAAGGCAUCUGAGGAGGAGUGCAAAGAGUUGGUGGAGGUGAUGAUGGAUAAGGGGUUUGUGCCAAACGCAAAGGCUAUGAUGGAGGUUUUAAAGGGAAGGCCAACAACAGUAAGAAGGGUCAUGAACAUUGUUCUUUCCAAGUUGAAGGGCUGA
Messenger RNA from Rosa rugosa (rugosa rose), 1230 nucleotides. RefSeq names its product pentatricopeptide repeat-containing protein At1g22960, mitochondrial-like. NCBI's taxonomy places the organism in Eukaryota, Viridiplantae, Streptophyta, Magnoliopsida, Rosales, Rosaceae. Gene Ontology annotation, molecular function: protein binding. The coding region runs from base 1 to 1230 and encodes 409 amino acids. The transcript has a single exon. The record is from RefSeq and is a predicted model, not a curated record.